AUGCUUUCGAUGCUCUCUGGCACUCAUACUCCCCAGUCAGUGGGGACUUCCCCUGCUGGUAGCCAAACUGGAGCUUCGACUCCAGCAGAGACCCAUCUCGAACAAAUCCAACAUGCACCUACGCACCCACCAACAAAGCCACGCAAGCGUAUCGUCGUGGCCAUGACCGGAGCCACAGGCGCAAUCCUCGGCAUCAAAGUCCUCAUAGCUCUCCGCCGUCUCAACAUCGAAACGCAUCUCGUCAUGAGCAAAUGGGCCGAGGCAACAAUCAAAUACGAAACCGAUUAUCACCCAUCCAAUGUCAGAGCACUGGCCGACCACAUUCACAACAUCAAUGAUAUGGCAGCCCCCAUAUCGAGCGGGUCAUUCAAGACUGACGGCAUGAUCGUCGUGCCAUGCAGUAUGAAGACACUUGCCGCGAUCCACAGCGGCUUCUGCGACGAUCUUAUCUCUCGAACUGCCGAUGUUAUGCUCAAGGAACGACGCAAGCUAGUGCUGGUCGCUCGGGAGACACCUUUGAGCGAUAUCCAUCUGCGAAACAUGUUGGAAAUCACUCGCAGCGGGGCUAUCAUCUUCCCCCCUGUGCCGGCAUAUUAUAUCCGAGCAGCCUCGGUCGAUGACCUGGUUGAUCAGAGUGUCGGCCGAAUGUUGGAUCUGUUUGAACUGGAUACGGGGGAUUUCGCCAGAUGGGAAGGCUGGGAGAAAUGA
This is a messenger RNA of Penicillium antarcticum, 708 nucleotides long. Its product is annotated as UbiX family flavin prenyltransferase. Gene Ontology annotation, molecular function: carboxy-lyase activity. The coding region runs from base 1 to 708 and encodes 235 amino acids. Lineage: Eukaryota; Fungi; Ascomycota; Eurotiomycetes; Eurotiales; Aspergillaceae. The transcript has a single exon. The record is from RefSeq and is a predicted model, not a curated record.